Molecule: messenger RNA, 3331 nt
Organism: Drosophila ficusphila
Lineage: Eukaryota; Metazoa; Arthropoda; Insecta; Diptera; Drosophilidae
Gene: GluRIIB
Product: glutamate receptor ionotropic, kainate 1
Exons: 13
Coding region: 323-3073 (916 amino acids)
Biological process (GO): synaptic transmission, glutamatergic; monoatomic ion transport; modulation of chemical synaptic transmission
Cellular component (GO): plasma membrane; postsynaptic membrane
Molecular function (GO): glutamate-gated receptor activity; transmitter-gated monoatomic ion channel activity involved in regulation of postsynaptic membrane potential
Source: RefSeq, a predicted model, not a curated record
CAGAACCCGUGCUCUUGGUCUAGACAUGUGCUGGCGGCUGUGAGUCGCGCAGAGCAGAUCAGACUCCGCUACGCUAAUUCCACCGACAAUAGAUGUGGGUCUCGAUGACGUAGGAAGACUCUCAUAGAUCGUCCACGGCAAAAGUUAAAAAGUGUUUUUUGUCAAGCUUUCUCAGUGUUCUUCUAGCAGUUCCCCGGUUGGGAACUUGCUGAGCAGUUUUUUUUCCGGAAUUUUCUCCUCGCGCGAUAAAAUAUUUGCUAAUCAUUUUGAUAGAAAAAGUUUUCAGGGAGCCAUUGGGACUGUGUAUAAAAUAAAUGGCAGCAUGUCCGCCGUACAGUUUCUUCUUCUUGCGGCACUGAUUUCAUCUAGUGGUGCUAACGAAGAUGUUUUGGUGGUAAAAAUUGGAGCCAUUUUCUUCGACACGGAAAUGAAGUUGGCCGAAGCUUUCAGUCUGGCAGUUGAGGAAGUGAAUGCAUUGAAUCCCGCGCUGAGAUUGGAACCCAUUAAGCACUAUCUGACCAUUGACGACAGCAUUGUGCUGCAAGACCUCUGUUGUGAUUUGAUUGGUAACGGGGUGGCCGCUAUUUUCGGACCAAGUUCAAAGACAAACAGCGAUAUCGUCGAAGUACUGUGUAACGUGACGGGAAUACCGCACUUGCAGUUCGACUGGCACUCCCAACCGACGCCCAGGGAGCUUCUCAACCACCAACUCACUGUGAAUGUGGCCCCAAUGGAGCUGUUCCUCUCGGCGGCCUUUUCAGAUAUCUUGGGUAGUGAGAGUUUCUCCUGGAAAUCUUUCACUAUUGCCUACGAAAAAAGUGCCCACCUUAGUCGAUUGCAGCACAUCCUAGCACUUAAACAGCUCCACAAAACGGGGAUUAAAAUGCAAGAGUUCGAGCGGGGAGGCGACUAUCGAAUUCUCUGGAAGCGCAUAAACAAUGCCCGUGAAAAGUUCGUCCUUCUUGAUUGUCCCUCUGACAUUUUGGUUGACGUUAUCAACGCCUCAAUUGAGUUUAAUAUGACUGGGUCAUUCAAUCACCUAUUUUUAACGAACCUUGAUACACAUAUAAGCGGAGUCGAUCGUUUUUAUUCGCCGGAGUUUACUGUGUCUGUGGCGGCUGUCAGAAUACGAACCUAUAUUCCCCCUCCGAUUCACGAUGAGAAAGAUGUAUUUAGCGAAGAUGCUGAUAACAUGUUCUUGUCACUUGGAACUCAACUUCUUUACGACUCUGUUGUCCUAUUCUACAAUGCCCUUUCGGAAAUUAGCCAGCGACCCGGAUUCUAUAUGCCACAAUUUAGUUGUGGGCGUGGAUUUUGGCAGCCAGGACCGCACCUAGUAGAACAAAUGAAACAGAUUUCCCCAAAGCAUGUCAAGCCUCCCUUCAAAACCCAAAGGCUACAGAUUAAUAACGAUGGCCAGCGGCAAGAUUUUAAUCUCGAAGUUUACAACCCCAUCAUUGAUCGCGUAACCCAUAUAUGGAAUAAAGAGUUUCGGCUCGUGGACUAUGAAAAAAUACGGGAGAACUCAACUCAGGCCGUGAAACAGAGAAGACUUCAAACCAAAGAGGAUUUCUCUCAAAAGCACAUCCAGUAUACUGUUUCCACUAGGGAGGGCGCACCGUACUUCAGCUGGCGAAAGCCACCCGAAGGCGGUCACUACGAGGGAAAUCAACGAUUUGAGGGCUAUGCGGUGGACUUGCUUUACGAGCUGGCAGAACAGUGCAAAUUCGAUUUCUCCUUUGAACAGGUAAAGGAUAACAAAUAUGGAAGUUAUGAUCCUGCAACAGAUGAGUGGGAUGGCAUUAUUCGACAAUUGAUUGAUAACAAUGCGCAAAUCGGAAUAUGUGAUUUGACCAUCACCCAAGCGCGUCGGUCGGUGGUGGACUUCACUGUACCAUUCAUGCAACUGGGAAUAAGCAUUCUGUCAUACAAGGAGGUACCACCGAGUCCGAAUAUAUACGCCUUUCUUAAUCCGUACGGAGUCGAAGUUUGGCUCUACGUAAUGAUCGCCAUGAUGAUCACGGCCCUCGCCCUGGUUUUAACCGGUCGCAUGGAUCAAUACGAGUGGGAGCAGCCGGUGGAGAACGAGGACCACGAUCUCGAGCAGGAGAACACCUGGCACUUGCACAACUCAAUGUGGCUGGUGUUGGGCUCGAUCCUCAACCAAGGAUGCGAUCUUUUGCCCAGGGGUUGGCCAAUGCGUUUGCUUACAGCCUCCUGGUGGAUCUUCGCGCUGCUCAUCUCCCAGACGUACAUAGCCAAGCUGGCUUCUUUUAUCACCAGUUCAAAGAUGGAAAACAGCAUCAACUCCCUGCACGACCUCGUUGACCAGAACAAGGUGCAGUUUGGCACCGUCCGCGGAGGCGCCACCUCAGUGUACUUCUCGGAGUCGAACGACACGGAAAACCGGAUGGCGUGGAACAAGAUGCUGUCUUUCAAGCCAGAUGCCUUCACCAAGAGCAACGAGGAGGGAGUGGAGCGGGUCAAACAUAGCAAGGGCAGGUACGCCUUUCUGAUGGAGACCACCAAUUUGCAGUACUACGUGGAGCGGAACAAAGACCUCACCCAGAUCGGGGAGAGUUUUGGAGAGAAGCACUACGGCAUAGCGGUUCCCCUAAAUGCUGAAUUCCGUUCGAAUCUCAGCGUGGGAAUUCUCAAGCUCAGCGAGAAGGGCGUUCUCUACAGGUUGCGCAAAAAAUGGUUUACCUGCAACAAUACUGCGUCCGGCUCGGAUCAAACUGACACCCAAAGUGACCAGUUCACCAUGGACUCUGUGAAGGGACUUUUCGUGGUGCUCAUCUUGGGCGUGGUUUUUGCUUUUUUUAUUGGCGUUGCAGAGUUCAUGUGGCACGUUCAGCGCAUAUCGGUAAAGGAGAAGAUUCCGCCUAUGCUAGCUCUGAAGGCAGAGUUUAUCUUUUUCGUUCGAUUCUGGUUGACCAAGAAGCCCAUUCACUCCUAUCGGCAGAGCCGUGAUUCGACUUCCACAGGCUACUCGUCGCUGGGGCCGAAUUCGAGUGCAUCGACAGCGAAAAAGAAGAAAAAGUCCCAAAGAGCUGAGGACUAUAGCCAUUGAACGUUCAUAUAAAUAUAUAUAUAUUUUGUAGAAUAAGUAUAUUUUACUGCCUAUUUUAGUUAAUACAUUUUUAUGGUGCACCCAAAAAGUUUAAAAAUAUCCAUGUCAUCGGAAUUGAUUAUUACAUAAUCUAGACUUUUGAAAUAUUUAAAACCCAGACCGACUUCCAUAAUUGUCUUCUUCAACAUCUGCUCGAUAAAGAAUACAAAAAAAUGAAAAUUAAAACCGCAUAAAGAUAGAAAAAUUUAAAGUAAUCAU